UGACAUGAAUUGAACAGAUUGCUGAUAUUUCCUAGAAGUAUGAGGUGGUUAUGUAGUGUUUGCUCCUCCCUAUGGAUGACCAUGUGAUGCAGGUCAAACGCAGAGCUGCCCUCGCCGUGAACAGGGUAGAGAGCAACAAAGAUAGUACAGAGGAGAAGAAGUGUCUUCAAAGGCUCAGAGGCGUUUGGACAUUUUGACUUCUUUGAGUACAGCUCGGGGAAAACAAAAGAGAUAUCUGGUGACUGAGCUCAUGGCGGGAGGUGAUAAUAAACUGUUGGAAAUGUGGAGUAAAGAAGAGAAGGAGUUCUGCAGGGAGAAAGGAAGCGAGUCCCAGCCGAGCAAAACGUUAUCCCACUCAAUCGAAGAAAUCCUGAGGAGGCCGACGUGCAUCAGCAGAGAGAAGAGAGUCCAUCGCACCUGGUCUGUUAUCAAGGCGAACACCAGAACAUCUCCCCAGCUCUCAUGUGCAGAAACUGAAAUGAGACUACUUGAAGACUCUCCAAAAGUCACAACAGAUUGCACGAGUCAGAGGAAGAAGAGGCAAACGAGGGUCACCUUCACGACGUUUCAGGUGCGGGAGCUGGAGAGCGUCUUCCAGCAGACUCACUACCCGGACGUGAGCGCCAGAGACCAUUUGGCCUCUCGCCUGCACCUCACUGAGGGCAGAAUACAGAUUUGGUUCCAGAACCGCCGCGCCAAAUGGAGGAAGACCGAAACACUGAAGGACAUACAGCUGCUCAGUCGACAUCACAUACAGUCCCCGAGUCGGCCCCUGUUUUAUUACAAGCUCUCACAGACGCCCCCCCUGCAGGCCGCGUGCUGGCUGCCCUGCUGCUUACCUAAACCCCUUCAGUCCAGGCGGUUCCUCAGGGCCACAUUAACCCCCGACGUGCUGACUGACCAACAUCCCCCAGAUCACAGGACUCUGUAUUUUGACCCGCUGGGGACGGUCAGAUAGCACCUUCAGUAGUCUUAAAAAAAAAAAACCCAUUGUGUUAUAAGAUUAUAAGAGUGUGUGGUGCUCAAGACUACAUUACAGUUUAGUGUUUAUUGUGUAUAUAGGCCUUGUGUAUAUAGUGUGUACUCAUCAGGAAGUAAAAACAGAUGUGUCAACAACUGGACGUUUUUUCUUUAAGUUGAAUGUUAAACACUUUUAUUCUGA
Labrus bergylta (ballan wrasse) is the source of this 1162-nucleotide messenger RNA. Its product is annotated as intestine-specific homeobox. Gene Ontology annotation, molecular function: RNA polymerase II transcription regulatory region sequence-specific DNA binding; DNA-binding transcription factor activity, RNA polymerase II-specific. The record is from RefSeq and is a predicted model, not a curated record. NCBI's taxonomy places the organism in Eukaryota, Metazoa, Chordata, Actinopteri, Labriformes, Labridae. Gene Ontology annotation, biological process: regulation of transcription by RNA polymerase II.